AUGAGAUCAAAUACUAUUCUACCAAGCGCCAGCGCCGUGCUGGUCUUGGCUUCACUCGUCAGCGCAAACCACAAACUACACGAACAUGUCCAUGCGCUUCACCAAAGGCAUCACCAGCAUGUUGCGAGAUCAGCACCCGAGAAUGCUGAGGUUGGCGUCGAGAUCAGGGCGCCAUCACCAGAAACUGCCGCGCCUGUAGCAGAGAAGCGUGAUGGUCAAUGCCAGUUUCCUUACGAUGCUGGUCUCGUGCCUGUCGCGCCAGGUGGCAUGAAUGCUGGCUGGGCCAUGAGUCCGGACGAGCCCUGCAAACCUAAUGGAUAUUGUCCGUAUGCCUGCCCACCUGGGCAGGUCAUGGCGCAGUGGGAUCCUUCCGCGACAUCAUAUUCGUAUCCGAAGUCGAUGAACGGAGGACUCUUCUGUGACGGGAACGGCCAAAUAUCGAAACCCUUCCCAGAUAAGCCCUACUGUGUCCCAACACAAUCCAACAUUGGCGCCGUCAAUGAAGCUGGCGGCGUAGUAUCCUUCUGCCAAACCGUUCUUCCCGGCAACGAAGCUAUGCUGAUUCCAACCGAGAUCCAACCCGGUAGCAGCGCGAGUCUUGCGAACCCUGACACCAGCUAUUGGUGCAAGACAGCCGCCCACUACUACAUCAAUCCUCCUGGAAUGCCUGCUUCAGAAGCAUGCGUAUGGGGAAGCAACGCCAAGGACUGCGGCAACUGGGCGCCAUACGUCGCUGGCGCCAAUGUUGUUGACAAUGGCGAGACCUUCAUCAAGCUCGGUUGGAACCCAAUCUACCUCGAGCCAACGACACCCUUCCGCAAUACCAUGCCGGACUGGGGCGUUCGAGUUGAGUGCCCUGACGGCAAGUGCAAUGGCUUGCCCUGCGAGAUCAGCCCGAGCGACAAUUGGGUCAACCAGAUGAAGGGCUCCAAGGCCACCGUUGGCGCUGGCGGAGGCGCGUUUUGCGUCGUCACUGUUCCGAAAGGAUCCACAGCGAACUUCGUCGUCUAUGGCGGCUCAGCUAGCGGCGGCGGCCCUGCUCAUGGUGGACCCGGUGGCCCCGGCGGACCUCCCUUCGGAGGUCAGAAUAGCUGGAGCGAUGCAGCGAUGAGCAGUACCACUUCGGCCGCAUCAAGCACCACGACUUCGGCCUGGAGUUCGAGCACGACCACAUGGGCUGCUGGCAACUCAACGACAACCUCCUACGGUCCUCACCCGUCAGAUAAGCCCCACGACAACCUCUUUGGGCCAGCAUCAUCGUCGAAAGCGCCCAUUACGCUGGCUUCGCCCACGGAGAAGCCGGGCUACACCGCUGCUGUUCCUACCAUCAAGCCAGCGGCCACUGGGGCGGCCUCCAGGCAGCAGUGGUCGGUAGCUGGUCUUGUGGUUGCAAUGUUGGCUGCCGUUGUCCUGCUUUGA
Messenger RNA from Cyphellophora attinorum, 1419 nucleotides. RefSeq lists its product as uncharacterized. The record is from RefSeq and is a predicted model, not a curated record. The transcript is spliced from 2 exons. The coding region runs from base 1 to 1419 and encodes 472 amino acids. Lineage: Eukaryota; Fungi; Ascomycota; Eurotiomycetes; Chaetothyriales; Cyphellophoraceae.